UUUCAGCUCCGAGUCUGAACAAUGGGACUUACCGAACACCGCGUUUAAGUUUCAAAACGUAUAUAAAACACAUCAUUCAGCUGUUUUCUUUCUGUUAAUCUAAGUGGGGAUUUAAAACAAAGUGAAGAGUUCUUGUGCUUUUAUUGGAGCUGCUGGGAUUUUGUCUUUUAUUCAGUUUAAAAGCUUCAAUUGAGGAUUUUCAGCCACUGCUGAAUCAGUGUGGUGGACACAGAAUGCCCCAGACGACGCCGUUCGCAGCCAAGUUUCCUCAAAACCCCUACGGUGGAGGUCACACCCGGUGCAAACCAGUAGAGGAGAGCUAUGGAGGCCUGCAUUAUCACGACAAUAACCUUGUGUCCGGAUCACUCGAGGCUCUAAUACAGCACCUUGUUCCCACUGUGGACUAUUAUCCUGAUAGGUCAUACAUAUUUACCUUCCUGCUAAGCUCACGUCUCCUCCUGCAUCCGUACGAGCUCAUGUCCAGAGUGUGUUACUUGUGUGUGGAGCACCACAGGGUGGGCGACCCACAGAUCGAUAAGAAGCGGAUUCGUGACAUCGCCCCGAAGAUUGUGCAGCUCCUCACAGAAUGGACGGAGACGUUUCCAUACGACUUCAGAGACGAGCGGAUGAUGCGCAGCCUUAAGGAGAUGACGCACCGGCUGGCCUUCGGGGAUGAGCUCUCUCGGAGGGCCAUGCAGCGCCUGAUCCAGCGGCUCUUACGCAAGCUGACCAUUCUGGGACAGUAUGAGGAGUUACUGGUGACGUCCAGCCCUGCUGUAACAGCUGUGUCUGACAAACCGAGUGCCCUGAAGCCUAAGCAGCACGUGGUCAGGAGGGAGGAGUGUAUACUGAACGUGUGUGAUGACCCAUUCAUCCUUGCUCAGCAGCUCACUCACAUCGAAAUGGAGAAACUCAGCUAUAUCGGACCUGAAGAGUUUGUCCAGGCGUUUGCUCAGAAAAGACUUUCUGAUAACCACAAGGGUUUCUUCAACAAAAGGAGAGUGAGUAACCUCGAGGCAUACGUCGAGUGGUUCAACCGGCUCAGCUACCUGGUGGCCACAGAAAUCUGCCUGCCAAUGAAGAAAAAGCACAGAGCCCGUGUGUUGGAGUUCUUCGUGGAUGUAGCGCGAGAAUGCUUUAACAUUGGCAACUUUAACUCUCUCAUGGCUAUUAUCACUGGGAUGAACAUGUGUCCUGUGUCCAGGCUGAAGAAGACCUGGGGUAAAGUCAACACGGACAAGUUUGAAAUCCUGGAGCAUCAAAUGGAUCCAUCCAAUAACUUCUACAGCUACCGCACUGCACUGAGAGGAGCUACUCAGAGAUCAGCUACAGCUCACACCACCAGAGAAAAGAUCGUUAUUCCGUUCUUCAGCUUGUUCAUUAAAGACAUCUACUUCCUCAACGAGGGCUGUGCUAAUCGACUACAAAAUGGACAAAUCAACUUUGAGAAAUUCUGGGAGUUGGCUAAACAAGUGAGCGAGUUUCUGGCCUGGAGACAGGUGACAUGCCCAUUUGAACGGGACAGAAAAUGCCUGCAGUACCUCAUCAGUGUCUCUGUCUUUACAGAUGAUGAGCUGCAGUUGGCCUCAUAUGAGAGCGAAGGACCAGAGAACAACUUGGAGAGAGAUACACGCCGCUCUCUCAGAUCGUCUCUCAGCAGGAUGUGAGCGCUGAUUUGAGGAUCGGGCAGAAAACUAAAUGAAGUAAAACACUGCACACGGAUAAAGCUAUUGUUUAUAUGAACUUGUAUAUAUUUGUCUUCUGUUGAAUGAUAUGAGGCUGGAUUCUCAUCUCAGAUUUGUCUUUAUGUUAAAGGAAAUAUUAAUCUUGUGUACCUCAUGUAAAGUGAUUUGAAUAAGCUCAGUAAAUGUAUUAUAAGUAUGCUUAUAUGAAGAGUGUGUCGCUGGAUGACCUCUCCUGUUACCUUCUAUAAGCUUUUCAUUUUUGUACCUGCGAGAUGUAUUUCUACAUUGGUGAAUUGUGUCAUGUAAAGGUUUUUGUAUGUAUUUGGUGAUCUGAUGUGUAUAGUCAUAUUUGCUUAUAAAAAAGAUCUAACAUAA
Molecule: messenger RNA, 2060 nt
Organism: Trichomycterus rosablanca
Lineage: Eukaryota; Metazoa; Chordata; Actinopteri; Siluriformes; Trichomycteridae
Gene: rasgef1bb
Product: RasGEF domain family, member 1Bb
Exons: 14
Coding region: 234-1667 (477 amino acids)
Biological process (GO): Ras protein signal transduction; positive regulation of GTPase activity
Cellular component (GO): plasma membrane
Molecular function (GO): guanyl-nucleotide exchange factor activity
Source: RefSeq, a predicted model, not a curated record